UGCCUGAAAGUUCGAACGUCUCCUACACGGAGUCAUAAGGUCUACACACAUGCCAAGAAACUACUCGGGUGCUAAACGCAAUGCAUGUUAAAGACCCGUUUUAACAAAUCCAAUCAUCCACGUAUUGACUGCAAUUGGAUUUUAAUCGAUAUUGACAUCGUUGUCAUUUUUCGCGUGGACUGGAUAUAACACAAUUUUUACUUGCCCGUACUUCGUGACCAGGACGCUUCCUUGGUGUGGGAGGGAGACAGACAGCAUGUGGUCCUCCUUCUCCGCUCCUCCUGGCCGACCGCUCCCCCUCCUCCUCCUCCUCCUCCCCUUCCUCCUCUUCCUCCGGCUGACCGGUGCCUGCCCGGAGAGCUGCUCCUGCCUGCCCGGCAACAGCAUCAUGUGCUCGGAGCGGCGCUCCAGCGUCAUGCCCGGCGCCAUCCCCGUCUCCACCCAGCACCUCUACAUCUUCGAGAACGGCGUCGGCACGCUCUCCGAGGACGACUUCGCCGGGCUGGACGCGCUCGAGCUGCUGGACCUGAGCCAGAACCAGCUGGUGGCGCUGCCCGACGGCGUCUUCGGCCAGCUCUCGUCGCUCCGCAACCUGGACCUGUCGUCCAACCAGAUCGCGCACGUCUCCGAGCACAGCUUCUCGGGCCUGGUGAAGCUGGAGCGCCUGUAUCUCUACAGCAACCGCAUCCAGAGCAUCCACCCGGCCGCCUUCGAGGGCCUGGACCAGCUGCUGGAGCUCAAGCUGCAGCUCAACGCGCUGACCGUCCUGCCCCCCGUGCGCCUGCCCCGGCUCCUGCUGCUGGACAUCAGCCACAACCGCAUCCCGCCGCCCGGCGCCGCCGACCUCCGGACGCCCAACCUGGAGUCGCUCCGCAUGGCCGACCUCGGGCUCGCCGGCCUGGACGAGGAGCUGAUGAGCUCCCUGACCAACCUCCACGUGCUGGACCUGUCCCAGAACAAGCUGACCAGCAUGCCCGCGGCGCUGCGCUCGGUCCGGGGGCUGAUCCGCCUCAGCCUGGCCUCCAACCCGCUGGGCCAGCUGGCCAAGGAGGACUUUGAGAACCUGGUGGGCCUCCAGGGCCUGGACCUCAGCAACCUCAACCUGCAGGGCUUCCCCGAGGGCUUCUUCCAGCUCUUCCCCAAGCUCAACCACCUGACGGUGGCGGGGAACCCCUUCAACUGCCUGUGCCCGCUGGCCUGGUUCCCCGGCUGGGUGCGCGGGCAGAGCGUGGAGCUGGCGCGGCGCGAGGAGACCCGCUGCCACUUCCCGCCCAGCAACUCGGGCAAGGUGCUGGCCGACCUGGAGCGCCGGGACUUCGGCUGCCCGGUCACCACCGCCGCCACCGCGCGGACGCGCCCGCCCGUGCUCAGCAGCACCCCGGCCGCCGCGCCGCUCCCGCCGACCGCCCGCGCGGGCACCACCACCACCGCCGCCGCCGCCGCGUCCGUCCACACGCCCUCGCCGCCCGACGCCCAGGGCCCCGCCGCGUCGCCCAGCACCGCCUACCGCUACCGGCCUCGCCCCGCCGACAAGGAGCUCCUGUGCCCGGCCAACAUCUGCCUGAACGGCGGCACGUGCAAGUUCAACCCGCAGGGCCAGGUGGAGUGCCUGUGCCCGCCCGACACCGCGGGCCUCUACUGCGAGAACCGCGACGAGUCGCCGUCGCACCCCUCGCCGCCCGUGGAGGCCACGGCGGGCACGGCGGCCGCCACCCCGGAGCCGGACAUCAGCUCGCGCCAAGUGACCAGCACGUCCAUCCUCCUGGACCUGAAACGCUACAUCGCGACGCGGCCGCACAUCCGUGGCAUCCGGCUCACCUACCGCAAGCUCUCCGGGCCGGACCAGCGGGCGCAGACCCUCCACAUCCCGGCCAACUUCCCCGAGUACACGCUGCGCGGCCUGCGGCCCAACUGCACCUACUCGGUGUGCGCCAGCGCCAUGGGCGAGCCGGGCGGCGCGGGCAGCUCCUGCACGGAGGCGCGGACGACGGGCGCGCCGGUGGCCUCGCCCAUGGAGCCGCGCGUGGUGGACCCCGUGGCGCCGCCGCUGGUGCUGGCGCUGGCCGGCCUGGCGCUGGUGAUGGUGGCCACGGCGGUGGUGGCGGCGCUGGUCUUCCUACGCCGGCGCCGGCGCUCCAAGGCGGCGCACGUGGAGCUGGACGGCGACGAGCCCGCGCCGCUGGAGCUGGAGGGGGUCAAGGCGUGCCUGGACAACGGGGCGCUGCCGCACAAGCAGCCCGAGAUCAUCGCCCCGUGCCCGCCGCAGCAGACGACGCCGACGACGACGACGAUGCCCAACGGCGUCCAGGAGUACGAGGCGCUCCUCAUGCAGGGCCAGGGCAACGCCAACAACAACGUGGCCAGCCUCAAACCCUCGUACUUCUGAGCCCCGGGGGGACAAGAGAGACCGCUUCAGUUCACUCACUCCUGAGCUUAGGAGGACUCUGCAGUUCAGACCUCCAGCCCACGGGGGGCGCUCUGACUUUGAACCCCGUUCUGCCCUUCCCUGGUGGGUCUGCCGCAGACAGCUAUGCUAACUGUCACGAGCAAGCAAGCAAGCAAACUUAAGCCAGCUGAAAUGUGCUUGCCAAAAACAAAACAAACACACAAACAAACAAACAAAAA
Molecule: messenger RNA, 2625 nt
Organism: Sardina pilchardus (European sardine)
Lineage: Eukaryota; Metazoa; Chordata; Actinopteri; Clupeiformes; Clupeidae
Gene: vasna
Product: vasorin a
Exons: 2
Coding region: 257-2386 (709 amino acids)
Cellular component (GO): extracellular matrix
Molecular function (GO): protein binding
Source: RefSeq, a predicted model, not a curated record